Molecule: messenger RNA, 933 nt
Organism: Lathyrus sativus (Indian pea)
Lineage: Eukaryota; Viridiplantae; Streptophyta; Magnoliopsida; Fabales; Fabaceae
Source: the annotation of a GenBank genome assembly
AUGGCUGAAGAGGGGAACCGUAGCCGCGGCCUCUUCCACCACCACAAAAAGGAUGAAGAUGAGAGACCUACCGGUGAUGACUAUGACUCCGGUAAUUACAGAAAAACAUCACACAAUGAUGAGUUUUCUAGUGGUGACAAUGAAUCUAGUUACAACAAAAGUACUAAUUACUCUGACGAUAACCAACCAUCUGGUGGUGGUUAUAACAAAACAUCGUAUGGUAAUGAAAACCCAGGUGGUGACUAUGAAACUGGUUACAAUAAAACAUCAUCUGAUGGCUAUGGUGGUACUGGUAGUGGAUACACUGACACCAACACAACCACCGGUGGCGGCUACGGUGGUGGCUAUGGUGACUCUGACACCAGAACAACUACCGGUGGCGGCUAUGGUGGCUCUGACACCAGAACAACUACCGGUGGUGGCUAUGGUGACUCUGACACCAGAACCGGUGGCAACUAUGGUGGUGGCUAUGGUGACUCUGAUACCAGAAAAACUACCGCUGGUGGCUACGGUGGUGGUGGUGGCUAUGGUGACUCCGACAUCAAAACAACUACUGGUGGCGGUUAUGGUGGCGGCUAUGGUGACUCUGACACCAAAACAACCACCGGUGGAGGCUAUGGUGGUGGUUAUGGUGACGAUACUAAUCGUCGUGAGGAUGAUGUUGAUUAUAGGAAGGAGGAGAAACAUCACAAGAAACUUGAGCAUGUGGGUGAGUUUGGUGCUGUAGCUGCUGGUGGUUUUGCUUUGUAUGAGAAGCAUAAGUCAGAGAAGGAUCCUGAGCGCGCUCACAGACACAAGAUCGAAGAAGAGGUUGCAGCAGCAGCUGCAGUGGGAUCUGGUGGAUUUGCCUUUCAUGAACAUCAUGAGAAAAAAGAAUCAAAGGAGGAAGAUGAAGAAUCCCAUGGAAAGAAAAAACACCAUUUCUUUGGAUGA